GUGCGCGCUCAAGGGAUCCAAAGCUCCGCUAGUCGUAUCAUGGGUCUGCUCGUGGAAGGUAGUCCGCUUGACUGGCCGGAUGCCUUAGAGUGGCUGCAGCAUGUGCGCACGCAGGGCAUCGACCAAUUCCUGCACACAUACAACCGCGUAAAGGACAUCGAGGGCGAUGAGCUCAAGUGGGGCGACGAGCUCGAGUACGGCGUGUUUCACAUGGAUAAGGAGACCAAACUUGCCCGUCUGGCGCUGCGUGGUGCUGAGAUUUUGCGCCAACUACAGGCCAAAGAGAAGAAAUCCGAGGAGCAGGGCCGCAAGCCCGGGAGUCCAAAGGCCGCCGCGGGUCCCUGCGUGGAAGGUUGCAACUGGGUCCCUGAAUAUGGCGGUUGGAUGAUCGAGGGCACGCCCAGCGCGCCCUACGGCGGUUUCACCAGCGAUCUACGCAAGGUUGAAGGCAACAUGCGAUUGCGACGUGCGCGUCUUCUGGCGCUGCUGAACGAGGACGAGAUCGCGCCGUCCGUCACGGCCUUCCCCAUGAUGGGCGUCGGCGACUUCACCAUGCCGCCUAGUCAGACACACGGGCCCGUAGCCAUGUCAGACUACAUUAGCGACGCCAUUAUCAACCCGCACCCGCGCUUCGCCACGCUGACGCGGAACAUUCGUCAGCGUCGCACCAGGAAGGUGGACAUCCGCGUUCCGAUCUUCCGCGACGUGUACACGGAGGCGAGACAGGAGGAAGAGCAGGCGACGUGGAACGCUGAAAAGUCACGUCCUAAGUACGAGACCAAGAGGGACGAUGGGUCAGCGCCUACGUCGCCGAGUUCGGCCUCCAACUCGGAGGACAACGCUGAGUCCAAGUCGCCAAUGAGAAAAACACUGGACAGCGAGUUUAAGUCCGUUCGUAAGGGCUCCAUAGUGGACGGCGACCACAAGGCGGAGCCGUAUCCAGGCUUCAUCCACAUGGACGCCAUGGCUUUCGGCAUGGGCAUGUGCUGUCUGCAAGUGACCUUCCAGGCCAAGAAUGUGGGUGAGUCGCGACACUUGUACGAUCAUUUGGGCGUUCUUUCGCCCAUUUUGAUGGGUUUGACGGCUGCUACACCCAUUCUGAAAGGUCGAUUGGCUGACACGGACGUGCGUUGGGCUACAAUAUCUGCUGCAGUGGAUGAUCGUACGCCACAGGAGCUGGGCGAGGUGCCGCCUCCGUCAGACUCGGAAACUCAGGCGAAAUACGCCAAGAUGGCUGGCAAUGGCGUCAAGCGUCUGCCCAAGUCUCGCUAUGAAGGCAUCUCGACUUUUAUCUGCAACCACAAACAAGGCGAGGACCCCCACACGUCAACGGACAAGUACAACGACGUCGACGUACCGUACGACGAGGAAUCCUACAAGACUCUGAUUGACUCAGGCGUGGAUCGACUGCUGGCGCUCCACAUCUCGCACCUGUUCAUCCGUGACCCAUUGGUCAUCUACCAGCAACGUCUGCAUCUGGACAAUGAGCAUGAAACAGACCACUUUGAGAACAUCCAGUCCACAAACUGGCAGACUGUGCGCUGGAAACCUCCUCCGCCAGCGCCGCCGAGUUCUGAAGGCCCACACAUCGGCUGGCGAACAGAGUUCCGCUCGAUGGAGAUCCAACUUACGGACUUUGAGAACGCAGCUUUCACCGUGUUCAUCGCUCUGGUGUCGCGUGUGAUUCUUACAUUCGAUCUGAACUUGUACAUCCCGCUGUCCAAGGUGAACGACAAUAUGGAGGCAGCUCAUCGCGUGAACGCUGUGCUGGACGAGAAGUUCCAUUUCCGUUGCCACAUGGCUCCCCCUGAGGUCGAUGACUGCUGCUCCACGGGGUCGUGCCAUCUACACGACGAUCCGGACCGUUCUGAGCUUAUGACGAUCGCGGAGAUUAUGCUGGGCAAGGGCUCGUACUUCCCUGGUCUCAUCCCGCUGGUGUAUGCUUAUCUGGACCACAUUGAGUGCGAUGAAGCCACCCGGACUCUCGUGGAGAAGUACAUGUGUCUUAUUGCGAAGCGUGCGACGGGUGAACUGCCGACGGCGGCCACCUGGAUGCGUCGCUUUGUGCGCGCGCACCCAGACUACCGUCACGACUCGGUGGUGCCCCACUCAACGGCCUUCGACUUGUUGAAUGAGUGUCAGCAGAUUGGCGAGGGAUUGAAGCAGUGUCCAGAGCUACUGGGCGACUUUAAGAUCGCUCCUGUGCGAGGCCAGGCUGCUUACCGUGUGCCGCUGAAGAGCAGUGGAGUGGCUACCGAGAAACGCCAGGCUUUGCUGCAGCGAUACCUUGGACGUACCUCAUCGAACGUGUGUAGUACCUGCCACUGCUAAUAUAAUGCGCAGCAAGGUGCAACGCAAGCAACAAGUCGCAUCAAAUGAAUAUAUAUUGAGUUUCGA
Phytophthora infestans T30-4 is the source of this 2397-nucleotide messenger RNA. Its product is annotated as glutamate-cysteine ligase catalytic subunit, putative. The transcript has a single exon. NCBI's taxonomy places the organism in Eukaryota, Oomycota, Peronosporomycetes, Peronosporales, Peronosporaceae. The record is from RefSeq and is a predicted model, not a curated record. The coding region runs from base 40 to 2331 and encodes 763 amino acids. Gene Ontology annotation, molecular function: glutamate-cysteine ligase activity. Gene Ontology annotation, biological process: glutathione biosynthetic process.